AGUAGAUGUAACAUGCACGUGUUCGACGUCAUCUUUCGGCUUGCAAAGCUUGUUCUCAUUCCUCCCUCGAUUCACGACUCGAGGAUAUUGUCAUCAUUAUUGGCAAUUUAUUUCAGCUUGACUGUCUUCAAGCUUUAAUUUCCCUCUUAUCAACUUCGAUCCACCUUCUCCUCCUCGUACUGUCAGGUUCUUUUCCCUUUCUCCACUGUCUUGACUAUCCAGUAGGAUAUUAUUCGUGAGUGAGCUCUAAUCUCCGAGGACUUUGACUCUCAAUUGAUAUCUUCUUCAUUCUCUUCGAAGGAACGUCCAACUCGCGCCCAACAUGUCCGGCGAAGCGUGGCUCUACCUGUUGUCGGUGUUGAUCAACGCCGUCAACCUCUUCCUCCAGGUGUUCUUCACGAUUAUGUACAGUGACCUCGAAUGCGAUUACAUCAACCCCAUCGACCUCUGCAACCGCCUCAAUGCCUAUAUCAUCCCCGAAGCCGCUGUCCACGCUUUCCUGACCUUCCUCUUCGUUAUUAACGGGUACUGGCUCGCCAUCGUGCUGAACCUGCCCCUCGUGGCGUUCAACGCGAAGAAGAUCUACGAUAACCAGCAUCUCCUAGAUGCGACCGAGAUUUUCCGCAAGCUGAAUGUGCACAAGAAGGAAUCAUUCAUCAAGCUUGGCUUCCACCUCCUGAUGUUCUUCUUCUACCUCUACAGCAUGAUCGUUGCCCUGAUCCGCGAUGAGGGCCACUGACUUCGUGAAAAGACCGAACACGCGAUGCGCCAUGGUCGUCCUGGCUAGAAGGGGCCGCCUGUCGGUGAACUGCUGUCAUAGAAUCUCGAAUCGGUGCUCCCUGAAUGUUAUCUUCGGCUUGGUUCGCAUUCGAAUGCCCCGCAGCCCCAUGACAGCGAUG
This is a messenger RNA of Penicillium canescens, 899 nucleotides long. Its product is annotated as cornichon family protein. Gene Ontology annotation, biological process: endoplasmic reticulum to Golgi vesicle-mediated transport. Bases 323 to 739 code for a protein of 138 amino acids. Lineage: Eukaryota; Fungi; Ascomycota; Eurotiomycetes; Eurotiales; Aspergillaceae. The transcript is spliced from 6 exons. The record is from RefSeq and is a predicted model, not a curated record. Gene Ontology annotation, cellular component: endoplasmic reticulum membrane; COPII-coated ER to Golgi transport vesicle.